CGGAGAGUUCCAUCCACUUUGCGAGCAAAGAGGACGGGUGCACCCCACGGGGAGUUGCUGGGUUUAAUUAAACCUGGUCUCAGGAGCUCCUCAAGCUGACGCUUGAGCUCAGUGGCCUCGGGGAUCAAAAGUCUGUAGGGUGCCUUGUGGUGAACACGAUAGUCAGGCACAAGCUGGAUGGAGUGCUCGACGUCGAGCAUUGGUGGGAUGCCGACGUACGAGAACGACAAUGGGAGAAUGUCGUGGUACUCUCGAAUGAGGACACGAACUGCGGGCUCCAGCGUGACUGGAGCGGCUGCGUGUCCGGGAGAGGGCAGAGAGGAUGACCUGGAGGCGCUCGGCCAUAGGGAGGGUAGAGUCCUCCAAGUGGUAGUGGAUGGCCUCGCCGAGAUCGAGGUCGUCGCUAUGGUCACGCUCGGGCGACAACGGGGCAACAACAUCCUGCUCACCAUACUCGAGCAUGCUGAAGCGACGCGAGAAGUGGUGGCCCCGCUGUGCGGAACGACAGGGGCGACCGUGGAAAGGGGAACGACGCUGGGAAGUGUCGUAAGAGGAGGAGGGGGCGUAACCAGUACGCUGAGGCUGGGAGGAGGAAGUGUGUUGAAGACGCGCCCGCAUCCGCUGAUGGUCCCUAGCGACCUCGGGACCUCCAUGAGGGUGUACUCAGUGCUGUGGGAUUCCGGUUCUCAUGGCGACUUCAUUCACGCACGUGUGGUGAAAGAAGCCCGCUUACCCACGACAGGGUCUCCGAUUCCCAUCUCUGUCACCCUAGGGGAUGACAAGACCCAGCGCUUCUUCGAUCAGACGGUCACCAACCUCCCUUUCUUCCUCACUCUCGAGCCGACUGAUCAUUCCCCGGCGUCUCGUCGCCACCGCUCCUCCACACAUUUCGAUGUGAUGGAGACGGGGUGCGACUUCAUUCUUGGUACUUCGUGGUCUCGUCAGUUCCGCAGCAACGAGGCUGAUUGGGCGACCAACACUCUCGUUCUCAAAACGAAGUGUGGACAGACUUAUCGCGUACCUUUCAUAGGUACCACUGCGACACCACGCUCCGAUCCUCCUCCCUCGGAGCCUUCUGUGCCCACACCAUCUCCUUCUAUCACUGUCACCUCGCCUCAGCAAUUCGCCCACUUCAUCCGACAGAACGACGUCACAUUCUUUAUGGUGAACGCGACGGAUCUCUUACACUAUGAUCCACCCUGUCCCAACGCCGAGCUCAUCCCUCUAGAGCCAGAUCCUCCUUCUAUCUCCAUGGUUCCCAUCUCUACUUCCCACCCUCCGCCGUCCGUCGAGUCCACCCCGCUGUCGCGCGCUUACGUUGACGCUGAGGAACUCGCACGAUAUACGGCUGACCUAGAGCCCGCAGUCCGUGACCUCAUUCGAGAGUACCACGACAUUUUCCCAUCGUCGUUGUCGUAUGCUGGCAUCCCACUGAUGCGCGACGUCGAGCACUCCAUCCAACUUAUGCUUGACUAUCGUGUUCACCACCAGGCACCCUACAGACUCUCAAUCCCCGAGGUCACCAAACUCAAGCGUCAGCUUGAGGAGCUCCUGAGACUGGGUUUCAUUAAACCCAGCGACUCCUCGUGGGGUGCACCCGUCCUCUUUGCUCGCAAAGCGGAUGAAACUCUCUGUCUCUGCAUCGACUAUCGCGGUCUCAACCGCUAUACAGUUAAGAACAGCUACCCCAUGCCCCGUUCCGAUGAGCUGUUCGACCGCCUAGCAGGCAACUGCUUCUUUACGAAGAUUGAUCUUCGUAGCGGAACGAGCACCUCCCCUUACACAGCAAAACAGAAGGCGAAAGCCGCCGCCAUCCUAAAAGAGAGACGAGAGAAGAAGGAGGCCAAGAAGAAGGUCUUGCUGGACGAACAGGCAGCGAAGAAGAAGAAGAUUGAGGAAGAGAUGGCGAGAAAAAUGGAGAGGUUGAAAAAGGAGGAAGAAAAACUUCGAGCGGUAGAGGCAGAAGAAGAAGUAGAGGAGCAGCCGUUGGAGAGGAGAAGAACCGGGCAAAGAGGAGAAUCCAGCGGUGCGAAGGAGGAUCCGUUGGAGAAGAAGAUCACGAAAUGGGUGGCCAAUUUAUCCCUGGGAGAAAAGGAGGCGGCAUUAAUGUAUGUACCUAGGGAAGAGCAGGAGGCGGCCAUGAAAGACUGGGAUGCACAGGAAGAUCUUCUCAAACGGCAGACAAUCGAAGAUGAGAAGAGGAUGAAGUGGAACUUGCGGCUGAUGAGGGAAAGGAAAAAAAGAGUGGAUGCACCCGUCAGGCGGGGUCAAGAAUGCCCGUCUGUUUCAGUGUUUCAUGUGUCAGGAGUAGACAACUCCUUGAAACAUUGUUGCCUUAGCGCUCCUGCGUUUGCGAGGUUAGUGAAGAAGGAGCAGCUAGAGGAACAAGUUUUUGUAGCCCAUGUUAGGUCGGUAAGUGAGCCUAAAGAGGAAAAACCCUUAGAUCCUGCUAUUGCCAAGCUGCUGGAAGAGUACACAGACCUAGCUAAGUCGCCGACAGGGGUAGUCUCACGGCCUAUCCAGCAUCGCAUUGAGAUAGAGUCUGGCACUAGGACUCCUAAAGGAGCAGUGUACAGGAUGUCCCCACGGGAGUUGGAGGAGCUGCACAAACAGUUAGAUGAACUCCUAGAGAAGGGCUGGAUUAGGCCCAGUUCGUCUCCAUUUGGAGCACCUGUUCUAUUUGUCCCCAAGAAGGAGGGAAAACUUAGAAUGUGCAUUGACUAUAGGGGUCUCAAUGCUAUCACAGUGAAGAAUGCGGAGCCACUGCCCCUGCGGGCCACGACACCUGGAACAGCAGUGAUUGCGAUUGGAAGCUUGCGGGUUUUGGACGACAUUGAACGAGGCUUGGUGCCACCUGACACUGUACUCUCGACCCUCCACGAUGGUCAGUUGCGAAUUGCAGCGAAGGAUAUUCUCACCCUCUCACUUACCGACGACAGGGUGAAUGAUGAGGUGGUCAACUUCUACAUGGCGCUAUUAGGAACGACCGCAUAUGGGACAAGUGACAUCCCGCCAGGCCUUCGAGUAUUCACCUUUAAUUCUUUCUUCUUCAGUAAACUGCAACUUCAAGGCCUUCCUAUCGAGUUGAGGCAAGCGGCGGAUGGGAGGAGUGCGGGCGCAACUCCCGUCUACGUGGCAGCGAGGCAGAAUAGGAGAAACCUCGGUCUUGCGUCGAUGCCAUGGUCUGUGUCGAUUGGAGGGAGAGGUGAUGCACCUUCCACCUCGUGCCAACGCCAAGGCUUUCGCGAAAACGGAUUACUGUUGCACCAUGGCCACAUGCGCGAAGAUGAAGACAGUGCUGGUUUGAAAGGGCGAUCGAGGGGAAAGACAUCGGUGGAUGAGUGGUCGUCGUCUGAUGACGUGGAGCCCGCUAUGUGCUGUUGCGGGAGGUUGGGCGCAAUAAGCGCUGUUGUGCAUGCGCCAUGCUGCGCAGAUGACAGCCGCGCAUCCACAAGGCGUACAACUGUUGUCAAUGGAGAUGGUGAUGCGCAUUUGCGCUAGACGGAGCCGUUGGAGCAGCGACUCUGUCGUCCGCUCACGAUGGCGAUGCGCAUUCGCGC
Messenger RNA from Chara braunii, 3560 nucleotides. The record is from the annotation of a GenBank genome assembly. Lineage: Eukaryota; Viridiplantae; Streptophyta; Charophyceae; Charales; Characeae.